AUGAACAGUGACGAAAGAUUCGAUCAGAGAUGGGAAUUCAGAAGGAAAGAAAACGUAUGGGAUUCCUCAUCCUCGGAUUCCUCGAAAUCAUCGGAUAAGAAGAAAAGCCUUGUCUUAUUCUCGCCGGAAAAUAUCACCGGAGAUUCUCCGGCGCCGGAAUCCGGCAUCCAAAACAAUGUCUUAAACCCCACCAAAGCCCCUAAAAGGAAAGCCAAGAAAAAGACUCCGGCCGCCGGUCCCGCCGCCGCUGCCGCCGGCAGACCCGGUAAUAAAUCGAAGAAGUGUCCGGCGGCGGCGACGACGGAGAGUGGUCGAAAGAGGCGGCGGCGGAGCAAACCCGAAGAUCCUAAAAAUCCGGAAAUGAUUUUCGAGGAUCUUAAGAAAUUUUCCGAUUCGUUGAUUAGGGAAAUCAGCACUGUCCGGGAAGGAUUAUCCCGACAGUUAAGGGAAGUAUCCUCGCCGUGUUGUAAUAAUAAGAAAAAAAGUAUAAGGAAAAAAUCGCAACCUCAAAAAGAAAAAUCACUGAAAACACCCAAAAAUUGUAUUGUGGCUAUUCCUGCCAUAACGGUAAAAGGGGGUCGAAAACAGGGGAAAGUGGCGGCCGAGCCUAAGACAAAAGAUCGAAAGAUAGUUAAGGACGAUGAUGUAAUAAAAAUUCAAAAUUGUGCGAUGCCGCCGGUGGAUUCUAACACGGCGGGAUUGGUGAUGCCGAAAUCCUUAGAAAUUCCGAGCUCGGGAAACCAAGUUCGGACAAAUGGUUUAAACUCGGACACGGAACUUUUUAAGGCAAUGGAUGUCGAGACGGGAGUUUUAGGAUUUAAACGUGAAGGCGAACAAUAUGGAAAUUUUAUGUGCUUUGGGAAUCAAACUUGUCCUCGUUUGAAGAUUCGGAGCUGCCCACAGACAGCGCCGCCGGCGACUGUCGAAACAGGAUUUCCGGUGGCGGCGCUGUCGAAAAAGAUGAGUUCUAACACGUCGGAGGAAAGAAAUCAGUAA
Andrographis paniculata is the source of this 996-nucleotide messenger RNA. RefSeq lists its product as uncharacterized. The transcript has a single exon. NCBI's taxonomy places the organism in Eukaryota, Viridiplantae, Streptophyta, Magnoliopsida, Lamiales, Acanthaceae. Bases 1 to 996 code for a protein of 331 amino acids. The record is from RefSeq and is a predicted model, not a curated record.